Penicillium angulare is the source of this 1275-nucleotide messenger RNA. Its product is annotated as putative GPI anchored protein. The transcript is spliced from 2 exons. Bases 1 to 1275 code for a protein of 424 amino acids. NCBI's taxonomy places the organism in Eukaryota, Fungi, Ascomycota, Eurotiomycetes, Eurotiales, Aspergillaceae. The record is from RefSeq and is a predicted model, not a curated record.
AUGCACAAGGGAAAAAUCGCCUUACUCCUUUUAGCCACUGGCUGCACCUGCAUAGCAAAUGAGUAUACCAACACCUCUUUGCUCUCGGGUAAUUUGGAAAAUGACAUCCUCCGACAAACCGCCGAGAACGAGGCCCGGCUCGCAGAAAAGACCAUCCACGGCGUAAGGAAAAUGAGUCCCGACGAAGGAGAGAAGUUUUUUCUAGAUUAUUGGACCUUUCUUGAUGAUUCGCAAGGCUUGUUAUCAGAUCGCAGUAUUGUGGAUCAUGAUAGCGCAAACGCAAAUGCCGACGACCAAGCUUCAGACGAAGAUACUUCGAAUGAUUAUCUGACAUAUCUCUUUCAUCAGAGACCCUCCCCUUUCAACCCUUCAUUUCCCUGGGAAGGAAAUCAUGGAAGCCUUCUUGAGGCUAGGGACUUCAAAUGUCCGACUGGAACAUAUGCGUGCUCGUCAAUCGGCCGGUCGGAUAGAUGCUGCAGCACUGGUGAUACCUGCGAGAAUGUGAAGGACACUGGAUCUGGAGACGUGGGAUGUUGUCCCAAUGGGAAGAAGUGUUCUGACACGGUCGGAUUGUGUCCAAAUCCCUGGACAACUUGUUCCGAAGCCUUGGGUGGAGGUUGUUGUAUUCCGGGUUAUCAAUGUGUUCCUGGCGGCUGUGCUUUUGUCUCCGUCAUAACCGUGACGAUAGGCACCACAACCACACUUUCAACAAAGACAUAUUCAACAGUUCCUCAGACUAUUCCCAAGUCGUCAGUGUCAUCGGUAUCGUCAGUGUCGUCGCAAUCCACAUCCGACACUGCGACUACAGGCAAUCUUGUACCACCAGCACGGCCUACAGGCCUAUCCACCUCUACACAUACAGCCACAAGCCGCGUUUCGAUUUGUCCUACGGGGUUCUAUGCAUGCUCCGCUGUCUAUCACGGCGGUUGUUGCCAAACAGGACGGGAUUGCGAUACAACCUCGUGUCCUACGACACGAUCCACAACAUUCACAUCAGAUGGAGUGACGAUCGUUGAACCCGUCACAACUGGAAGCGGAGAUUCUGGGGACACCGGCAAGUGUGCUACUGGGUGGUUUAGCUGUGCUGAUACUGUUGGGGGCGGGUGUUGUCCCUCGGGAUUUAUUUGUGGACAAAGCUGUACGGCGGGUUCUUCUAAAACCACGAUUGGAAAAGAGCAGGCGACGGCGAAAAGUGGUGGGAACAAGAUAGAGGGUAUGUGGAAUUUUAUGCUCGGUAUGAUAUUUAUGGGAGUGUGGUGGGCUGUUUUAUGUUAA